Tachysurus fulvidraco (yellow catfish) is the source of this 4084-nucleotide messenger RNA. RefSeq names its product adhesion G protein-coupled receptor G1 (gene adgrg1). NCBI's taxonomy places the organism in Eukaryota, Metazoa, Chordata, Actinopteri, Siluriformes, Bagridae. The coding region runs from base 517 to 2439 and encodes 640 amino acids. The record is from RefSeq and is a predicted model, not a curated record. Gene Ontology annotation, molecular function: G protein-coupled receptor activity. The transcript is spliced from 15 exons. Gene Ontology annotation, cellular component: membrane. Gene Ontology annotation, biological process: adenylate cyclase-activating G protein-coupled receptor signaling pathway; cell surface receptor signaling pathway.
CGUAAUUCCCCCUCCUCCGUGUUACGGAGCUCGCGCUCUCGGUGUGGACAGAUCGCGCUCUUUGUGUUUUUUUGUGUGCGCAACGUUUCCAGGAAAAACCUCCACACCUUUGAAUCUAGUUUCUUAUUUGCGCAUUACGGAGUCUCCGCGUUAUAAAAAAAGAAAAGAAAAAAAAAAAACAAAAAACAAACAAACACGUGAGCAGCGUGUUGCGCUGCGUGAAGCAGAGGCGUGCGUUUUAACCCGUGCGACCGAAGAAGCGUGAAGGGACUCGAGCGGCGUCUCCUGUGUGGGAUCUAUGUGCGCAUUAACCAUACGGAAUAUAUUCGUCUUUAUUUCGAUCAGUGGAGAUAAAUACAGAGGCUUCAUUCAUCUCUGCAUCAGACUGUACAUGCUCUGGCACGUUUGAGCAACCCAACGUGUUCGGGACAUGAACACACCGAGUCCUCGUUAGGAAAAACACCCACAACUGGCAGGGGAACUAUGUUGAAGAUAACAUAAAUUAGAAGUUAAGUGAUGGAUCAGAGGGUCGGAUUCCCGCUGCUUCUCCUCAUUCUAACAGUUUGUGGUCACGCAGCUACAGAAGGAGACCGUGACUUUAAGAUGUGUGGGAUUUGGCUUCACAACAGUGGACCUCAAACCCUGGAUGUUGAUUUAAAGCCUGGAUGUUCAGGGAUCAGCAUUUCAGCCAACGCCAGCACGCUGUCCAUCCGCGGCUCCAUUACGGCCGAGUGCGAUUUGUCUAAAGAACGAAAGCCUCUGUCUGUGAAAUCUCCUCAAGGUUCCUCCAGCUCCUUCUGUGUGAUCUGGGAGCCAUUGCUGGACCGGCUGGUGGUGGAGGUGAAUAAGGAGAACAUCACUCUCUGUAAAGCUAGAAUACUACAGACCCACUGCUGUGCCCAUCUCUCUGCUGGAACUCAGUCUGCUUCCAGUAUGUACGGGAUCCAGAACGGCAGCGUCCACGGAGAUGUUAUGAGCAACAGCGUCAUGGCUUCGUACGAGUUUAUGGGUGAAUCGAUCAACUGCAAGGAAUACUUUUGCAGUAAAAUAGCUCAGGAGUCCAGAGGAGCAAACAUGCUGGAGGAUGUGGUGAUGAGGUCAGAGCAGGUUGGGCCUGUGAUUCUGCCUUGUGGUCGCAGCACAGUCAUUGAGAUGAAUCAAGAUUUUUCUGGAAAUAAUGUUACUCUGCUUACUCCAGAUGGAACGCCCCAAGAGAUGAUCCCAUUAGUGCACUUACCUGCCUGCCUCAAACCUGCCAAAAGAAAAACUUCGAAAGUGGUGUGUAGUUUCUACAAGAACAGCACUUUCUUCCAGAAAAGUUCCCAGAAGAUUUUACAAGACGUUGUUGGGAUUUCGGUGGAAAACGAGAUCAUCAGAAAUCUCCCGGAGCCAAUCAGGAUCAAGUUUAAUCACCCGACACUCGAGAAGACACAGAAUAGAAGGUGUGUUUCUUGGGAUACAAGAAGAGAUAAGGAUAUGUUGUGGAGGGAGACGGGUUGUGUAACACUUCAGCACAGUGCGGCUGAGACUGAGUGCUGCUGUCAUCAUCUCACCUACUUCGCUAUUCUUGUGGACCUGAACCCGACGAGAAAACUGCGCCACCUGGAGGCUCUGACCUUCAUCACAGCCACCUGCUGUGCCAUAUCCAUCGUCAGCUGCGCCGUGCUCUUCGUAUCGCUCUGUAGACAGAGAAAAUUAAAGAAUCUUUCGAGUCUGGUGCACCGUGGUCUGGUUGUCGCUCUGUUCUUCCUCCUCGUGCUCUUCGUCCUCACCGGCACCGUGGCCAACGUCGCGUCCGAUAGUGUGUGUGGUUUCAUGGGCGGCCUGCUGCACUACGCACUCCUCAGCGUCCUCUGCUGGAUGGCUGUGGAAGUGAUUCACACCUUCUGGAUGAUGAACAUGGUGUUUAAACCGGCACCACAGCCAUGGAUCUGGUACCUGCUGGGUUUCGGUUUUCCAGCUGUGCCAGUGGUUAUUAUGGGAUGCAUUGGAGACAUUUAUGGCCGGAGGUCGGUGAAGUCCGACGAUGUUCUCACAGCUCCAUUUAGCAUGUGCUGGAUGACAGAAUCGCAACCGGCUCUGAAGGCUCACUUCAUCAUCAACUUGGGGCUGCUAGCGGCGGUGGUGAGCUCCGGCCUCAUCGUGCUUUUCCUGGUCUACCGGAAGAUCCGGCACCGGGACGAGUGGAGGAGAAACCGUGUGGCCUUCCUCAGCAUCUGGGGUCUCAGCUGCCUGUUUGGCUUAACCUGGGUUCUCGCUUUCUUUUCUGCUGAAUCCUCAGAAACCGUCCUCUUCCUGUUCUGCAUCAUUAACUCAUUACAAGGGUUUUUCCUCAUGUUGCGCUUCUUCGCUCUGGAGCGGAUACAGAAGAAUUCCCAGUCCAGUUCCGACUUCAGCAGCACCGGAUCCACACGGCAGCACAUGCUACAGCCUCAGUAGAAGAAGCUAGGAGGGAUGUUUGGACAUUUCUGUAAGCAUUAAUCCCUGCUGGUCAGGUCUGGGGCUGUGCACUGAAACAAAUAGAAAGAAAUUCAGACCAAAAAAAAAAGCUUCAUGGAGAUUAAGCUGAAUAUUUAACUGUAUAAACUCCAUACUUUUAUUUCGUGUUCUGAAAAACUCCACUCCAUUCUGUCAUUAGCACUUUUACUCCUUAUGAUUUGACUACUUUUCGUUGUGCCAGCUUUAGGUAUUUAGAAUAAUUAUGGAAUAAAAAGUAGAUUUUAAGCACAAAGAAGACAAAAGUUUUUUAAAUUCUUUAUUAUUUAUUGGUAAAAAAAAAGGAGGUUUCACAAAUCUGUUCAGUUUCCACAACGAGCCUCAUUUAUUGAUUAGCGUUUAUUCUUUAGCAUUUAUUGUUUAUUGCUUAUUGCUUAUUGUUUAUUGAACUGGAUACGAGAGAAUUUAAUCCAACUCAUUCACAGGAGCAGGUUUUACGCAAAUAAAGUAAAAAUUGAUGAAUGGUCUUUAAAUCGUAAAAUCGUCAACAAGUUCCUGUGAUUAAAUAUAUACGUCUUUUAUUUUAUUUGUGAUAAAUAAAUUAAAACAAUAUGACCAGCAGUUCAAUCAGGAUAAAAGUAAUAGCACUCUAUAAAAGCAAAUUUCUCUGCAUUAACGAGUGGAAAGUUUUGGCACCCGCUGCACUCAGGAGUAGUGUUUAAUCUCCACUUAGUCAUUUCUCAGCUCUGUAAAUGUGAACACUUUGUUAUGUAUUUUUGUUAACCCACGAACAUGAACUUUUAUGUAAUGAAUGUAAAUCUGGUGGGAAUUUUUAGUUUAGCUUCGACACAAAAACGUUCACACGCGUGUUUAGUGAAAGAUGAUAGAUGAUAGAUGAUGAUUAUAAUAAGUUAUAAAAAUAAGGACAAUUUUGUAAGAUCGAAUAAAAUAAAUAAUAGUAAUUAAAUAAAUAUUUUUAAGGGUACAUGACUGGUGUAUCGGUAUCACAGUGACUUCACCUUCUUGAUGGACUUCUGGAGAGUUUGUGUUUAUUCUGUCAGUUUGAUUUGCAAAAGAUUUUGUUAUAAAUCUAUUUUUUUCUUUCUUGCUCUUAUUGACCUGUCGGUAAACUGCAGCUCACACACACACAUACACACCCACACACACACACACACACACACACACACACACACACACACACACACACACACACACACACACACACACACACACAUUCUGCAUCAAACAGCACUUUUAUUUAGAGAUUUUAUUUAUGAACGUUUUCAGAAAACGAACUUCAUUUCAUGGUCAAAUUUAAAUGAAAGAUUCAAAAAAUAAAAACAAUAAUUUAGCAUUUUAUAGUUUUUAUUCCCACAGUUCAUAUGUUUUGUUUUGACUUUCUAUUAUUUGAAAAUAAAAAGCAAAAUUUUCUACCGCUUGAUUUUUUUUUUAAACUGACAAAAAAGAUGUGAAUUCAGAGCAAAUUUCAGCUUUGAAUAUAAAGGUUUCUGAGUUUUUAAAGUGAAUAUGUUUUUGUGUUUGUGUAGUUUGGAGCUGUUAUUGUGUUGUUGACUGUGAUGAUUAAAAGCUGAAGCAUUUUUUUAUACACAAAAGCGCUGUAAAUAAUAAAUUCCCUUUAUUUAAUCCA